GGACACUCAUAACUUGCAAUUUGGCGUUUCCUAAACACAAGUCGUGGGGAGAAUCUCUACUCAAUAUCUGUUUAUUGUGCUGCAUAGCGUUUCCUUAUCAUUGAAAAAGGUUGAAAAUGGUCCUACGGUGGUAUCAGGCAAAGCUUGCCCAACGGCCACUUUUAACCCAAGCGGUAACUACAGCGAUCCUGUUUGGUGCGGGAGACACGUUGGCACAGCAGGCCGUAGAGAAGAAGGGGUUCCGGAAUCAUGAGGUCGCCCGAACAGGGAGAAUGGCUUUGUAUGGAGGCUGCAUCUUUGGUCCAGCAGCCACCAAAUGGUACCAAUUUCUACAGCGAAAGAUCAAUCUUCAAUCGACCAACGCCACGAUCUUGGCUCGUGUUGCUGCAGAUCAGACAGUUUUUGCGACGGUCAAUCUCGGGGUUUUCCUGUCGAGCAUGGCCAUCAUGGAAGGUAGUGACCCCAAACAAAAGCUCGAGAAGAGCUACCUGCCAGGCCUCAAAGCCAACUGGAUGCUUUGGCCAGCCGUCCAGGCCAUUAACUUCAAGCUCGUGCCGCUGGAGCAUCGGGUUCUGGUUGUGAACAUUGUCAGUUUGGGGUGGAAUUGUUUCCUGAGUUACUUGAACAGUUCCAAGUGAGGGCUGGUCCCGCGGGAAUGUAUCUCGUUCAUGGCUGGAUCUGUACAGUAAGCUACGAGGGGUCAAGAUAUCGUGUUGUUAGAGAACGUUCUUUCGUUCGUUGUUAUAUGCAUUCAGGAACCGAUGGAGAGGUGUGAGCCAGAAGACAAGCUGAAAUGCACAUGUUGUCCGGCUAUUAG
Messenger RNA from Exophiala mesophila, 817 nucleotides. RefSeq lists its product as uncharacterized. The record is from RefSeq and is a predicted model, not a curated record. The coding region runs from base 117 to 638 and encodes 173 amino acids. The transcript is spliced from 4 exons. Gene Ontology annotation, cellular component: mitochondrion; membrane; cytoplasm. Lineage: Eukaryota; Fungi; Ascomycota; Eurotiomycetes; Chaetothyriales; Herpotrichiellaceae.